This is a messenger RNA of Cornus florida, 2099 nucleotides long. RefSeq names its product putative laccase-9. NCBI's taxonomy places the organism in Eukaryota, Viridiplantae, Streptophyta, Magnoliopsida, Cornales, Cornaceae. The transcript has 7 exons. Gene Ontology annotation, molecular function: copper ion binding; hydroquinone:oxygen oxidoreductase activity. The coding region runs from base 113 to 1870 and encodes 585 amino acids. Gene Ontology annotation, biological process: lignin catabolic process. The record is from RefSeq and is a predicted model, not a curated record. Gene Ontology annotation, cellular component: apoplast.
UCCAUGUACAAAAAAAACUUGAGCUCAAGAGUCAUCACAGUCCAAACAGUAGACUCUGAAGCUUCUUUCUUAUAUAUGGAGUAUUGAGAACAGCAAAGGACUGGUGUUGAAGAUGGCUAGAGUUUUUGGCGGGUUCUGGUUUGUGGUUCUUAGUGGGAUCCUAUUUUGCUUUGCCCAAGCCGAUGACCAUUACCUUGACUUCGUUAUAGUGAAUACCAACUAUACAAGGCUAUGUAGCACGAAAACCAUGAUGACUGUAAAUGGCAGUUUUCCAGGACCAGCAAUUUACGCCCGCAAAGGCGAUACGGUGUAUGUAAAUGUUUUCAAUGAAGGAGACUAUGGUCUCACUGUUCACUGGCAUGGAGUGAAGCAACCGAGGAAUCCAUGGUUCGAUGGACCAGAGUACAUCACACAAUGUCCCAUUCCUCCUGGUACUAACUUCACUUAUCAGAUUAUACUUUCUUCAGAAGAAGGAACAGUAUGGUGGCAUGCCCAUAGCGACUGGACACGAGCCACCAUUCAUGGUGCCAUUGUUGUAUACCCUGCUGAGGGAACCACUUAUCCAUUUCCAGAGCCCGAUGGUCAACAAAUACUUGUAUUUGAAUCAUGGUACAAGGAUGAUGUAAUGACACUGAUGGACUAUGCCCUCAAAAAUGGAGGACUGACAAAAUUAUCGGACUCUUUUGCCAUCAACGGUGAACCAGGAGAUUUUUAUCCAUGUUCUAAUGAAACAACAUUCCACAUGCAAGUCGAAUAUGGGAAGACUUAUCUUCUUCGCCUAGUAAAUGCUGCAAUGAACCAAGAUUUCUUCUUCGCCAUAGCUGACCACAAUCUCACAGUCGUUGGAUGGGAUGGAUCUUACAUCAAACCCCUCCCCGUCCCCUACCUUCUGAUAACCCCGGGCCAAACCAUGGACGUUUUGGUCACAGCAAACCAACCAUUAGGAAAAUAUUACAUCAUUGCUAAACCCUACUUCGAUGGACAAGCCGAUGAUUUCGACAAAAGUAUCACUUCUGCAGUUUUUGAGUACAAAGGAAAUCUUGAUGAAUCAAUUCCUGCUUACCCAGUUGCCAUUCCAGAUUACUAUGAUGUAGCUGCGUCGGCAUGGUUUUGGAAUAAAACCAGGAGCUUAGCAAGUCCAGAACACCCUGUUGAUGUGCCUCUGAAUAUCAGUACUAAAAUGUACAUUACACUCUCUAUUAACAUGAUGAAAUGUCCAAAUGACUCGUGUUUGGGACCGGAUGGGAAUCGUCUUGCAGCAGGUUUGAACAACAUUAGUUUCGCGAAUCCAGACAUUGAUAUACUACAAGCAUACUACUGGAACAUGACAAGUUACUUUGAAGCUGACUUCCCCAACAAGCCACCAUCCCUCUUCAACUUCACAUCUGAUGAUUUGCUGACGGACAAUGUUACGUUUUCGGAUCAAGGGACUAAGGUAAAGAUGCUGAAUUAUAACGAAACAGUGGAGAUAACAUUCCAAGGGACUAAUGUGAUGAACUCAGGAGAGAAUCAUCCAAUACAUAUACAUGGUUUUAGAUUCUAUGUUGUUGGAUUGGGUAAAGGAAUUUUCGACAAUGUCACUGAUCCACUGACUUAUAACCUGGAUGAUCCACCUGAAGCUAACACAGUUGCAGUCCCAAAGGAUGGUUGGGCAACAAUCAGGUUUAGAGCUGAUAAUCCUGGUGUGUGGUUUAUGCAUUGUCAUUUCGACAGGCAUAUGAGUUGGGGCAUGGAUGCUGCAUUUAUAGUGAAAAGUGGCGGCACGCCGGAGACGAGUGUCCUCAGCCCGCCUGCAUAUUUGCCUUCUUGUAGUUCUGAUGAGUCUCUGCUUGGCCACAUGAAGUCAGUGUUGCUUAAAGAAAGUAAAUGAAUGAAUUCUUAGCAAGGAAUUGAGCAAGGUGGUGCUAGACAUACAAGACACUACCAUUGUGAGGAAAGGCCUUGCUUUCAGCUAUCAGUUAUUUUCAGGAUUCCAUUUUUGAAUUCAAGUUUAGGUCUUUCAAUUGUUACUUAGGUUAACGAACAUUAUGAUGGAGAAGGAAGGCAAUAUUGUAUCUCUGUUGUCCCUCCAUUAUUUGUCAAAGAUUUUUUUUUUUUUU